This is a messenger RNA of Colletotrichum tamarilloi, 156 nucleotides long. RefSeq lists its product as uncharacterized. The transcript has a single exon. The record is from RefSeq and is a predicted model, not a curated record. Bases 1 to 156 code for a protein of 51 amino acids. Lineage: Eukaryota; Fungi; Ascomycota; Sordariomycetes; Glomerellales; Glomerellaceae.
AUGCUCAUGAUGACCCACCUUUUACUGUUCUGUCAUAUGUUUGGGGCAACGUGGAACAAGCUAAGCUCACGACUGCGAACGCUCGAGAGCUGUCUCGCCCACAAGGUCUCAAUCUGGUGUGGAACCAAAUCCCAACUACAGUCCGAGACGCCAUGA